AUGGCUGAGCCUAUAGGCCUUGCUUCUGGUGUCUUGACGUUAGUCAUUUUCGCCCACAAAUCAUGCCUUACGCUUUACAAAACGAUACAGAGCUUCAAAGCCCAUCCUAAACGAGUGCGCAAUCUUAUCGAAGAGCUAGAAGCUCUCAUUGGCGUUUUAGAAUCAUUAAGCGACACGAUGAAGCUGCACACAGAUGUAGAUGUCCCCGCACUUGAUCUACCUUUGCGCCGAUGUGGCAGCGCUUGCGACGAGUUUUUACAGGAGCUCCAGAAGUGUUGCUCGCGAUCUGGGGGCGAUCGACAAAGCUUUCGGGACUGGGCCAAGCUGAGGUACAUGGGUGACGACAUCGAUGAUUUUACGGAUUCACUGGCAGCAUACAAGUCAACAAUCAAUAUCGCGCUCACAGAUAUGCAGCUUCGCAAGUCUUCCGUUACUCUAGAGCAUCUUGGAGACUACAAAGAUCUUAUCACAACUGCAACAAGCGAUCUUGAGGCGCGGCUCGAUACUAUUGAUGGAAAGCUCCAAUCUUUAGUAGAGCGUACUACGUCAAGCUCAGCAACAACAGAACUUCAAAGCUUAAAGGACGAGCGCUCAAGCACACAAAAAUGCCUCCUGAUUUGCGCUGAGUUCUCUAAGCUUAUCCAGAAGCUUCAAUCGUCAUCAGCAAAGGAUCUUCCCCAAGACUUACAUAACAUACCCGAGAGGAUCACGAGCGAUGGCAUACGAGAAUGCAGGAUUAGUAUGGAGCAAACAACUGCAAGGUUGGAAACUCACAUGCAGGAUAUCUUAGAUCGAAUCAUGGUCAGCUCAAGUGUAACAAUGCCACAAGAAGAUACAAGAAACCUUGCAAGAUUGCGCGAAGAAUGGACAAGCGCUCGUAAAUGCAGGGAUAUUUGUUUCCAAGCAGACCAGCACUUGAAAGAGAACGUAAGCGUUAUCGACAACUAUGCUACAGGCGACGAAGCCGUGCAAUUUCUGGUAUCAAACAGCCAAAAGACAAUACAUGGCAAGAAUCGUGGAUACGGGGACCUGAUCAAACAACUCGGUGGUCAUCUCAGCGACCAGUCCAUUCAGAAAGUAUCUGGAGACUUUUUACAGAUGAGUAUUCAAAGAUCUGUACAUGGAAAUCUAGGUAACGCGGUACCCUACGCCAAAGAUAUGAAUGAGAAAGGAAUGAACUGGCGGCCAGAAUACGGUGGAGGAAGGACACUCAAGUCUCAGCCUGUUGCAAGUGACUCAAGUGGUCAAGCGGACCUAGGUAAAGCCAAGUUCUGA
Messenger RNA from Bipolaris zeicola 26-R-13, 1275 nucleotides. RefSeq lists its product as uncharacterized. The coding region runs from base 1 to 1275 and encodes 424 amino acids. The record is from RefSeq and is a predicted model, not a curated record. The transcript has 2 exons. NCBI's taxonomy places the organism in Eukaryota, Fungi, Ascomycota, Dothideomycetes, Pleosporales, Pleosporaceae.